This is a messenger RNA of Lagenorhynchus albirostris (white-beaked dolphin), 2722 nucleotides long. It is a transcript of the gene HCN1, whose product is annotated as hyperpolarization activated cyclic nucleotide gated potassium channel 1. The transcript is spliced from 8 exons. Gene Ontology annotation, biological process: potassium ion transport; transmembrane transport. Bases 1 to 2631 code for a protein of 876 amino acids. Gene Ontology annotation, molecular function: voltage-gated potassium channel activity. Gene Ontology annotation, cellular component: membrane. The record is from RefSeq and is a predicted model, not a curated record. Lineage: Eukaryota; Metazoa; Chordata; Mammalia; Artiodactyla; Delphinidae.
AUGGAAGGAGGCGGCAAGCCCAACUCGUCGUCCAACAGCCGGGACGAUGGCAACAGCGUCUUCCCCACCAAGGCGCCCGCGACGGGCGCGGGGCCUGCCGCGGCCGAGAAGCGCCUGGGCACCCCGCCGGGGGGCAGCGGGGCCGGCGGGAAGGAGCAGGGCAAUUCCGUGUGCUUCAAGGUGGACGGCGGCGGCGGCGGCGGCGAGGAGCCGGCCGGGGGCUUCGAGGACGCCGAGGGGCCCCGGCGGCAGUACGGCUUCAUGCAGCGGCAGUUCACCUCCAUGCUGCAGCCCGGGGUCAACAAAUUCUCCCUCCGCAUGUUUGGGAGCCAGAAGGCGGUGGAGAAGGAGCAGGAAAGGGUUAAAACUGCAGGCUUCUGGAUAAUCCACCCCUACAGCGAUUUCAGGUUUUAUUGGGAUUUAAUAAUGCUUAUAAUGAUGGUUGGAAAUCUGGUCAUCAUACCAGUUGGAAUCACAUUCUUUACAGAACAGACAACAACACCAUGGAUUAUUUUCAAUGUGGCUUCAGAUACAGUUUUCCUUUUGGACUUGAUCAUGAAUUUCAGGACUGGGACUGUCAAUGAAGAUAGUUCUGAAAUCAUCCUGGACCCUAAAGUGAUCAAGAUGAAUUAUUUAAAAAGCUGGUUUGUGGUUGACUUCAUCUCAUCAAUCCCAGUGGAUUAUAUCUUUCUCAUUGUAGAAAAAGGAAUGGAUUCAGAAGUUUACAAGACAGCCAGGGCACUUCGCAUUGUGAGGUUUACAAAAAUUCUCAGUCUCUUGCGUUUAUUACGACUUUCAAGGUUAAUUAGAUACAUACAUCAGUGGGAAGAGAUUUUCCACAUGACAUAUGAUCUCGCCAGCGCUGUGGUGAGAAUUUUUAACCUCAUCGGCAUGAUGCUGCUCCUGUGCCACUGGGAUGGCUGUCUUCAGUUCUUGGUACCACUGCUGCAGGACUUUCCACCAGAUUGCUGGGUGUCUCUAAAUGAGAUGGUUAAUGACUCUUGGGGAAAGCAGUAUUCAUACGCACUCUUCAAAGCGAUGAGUCACAUGCUGUGCAUCGGGUACGGAGCCCAGGCCCCGGUGAGCAUGUCUGACCUCUGGAUCACCAUGCUGAGCAUGAUCGUGGGAGCUACCUGCUACGCCAUGUUUGUUGGCCACGCCACAGCUCUAAUCCAGUCUUUGGAUUCUUCAAGGCGGCAAUAUCAAGAGAAGUAUAAGCAAGUGGAACAAUACAUGUCAUUCCAUAAGUUACCAGCUGAUAUGCGUCAGAAGAUACAUGAUUACUAUGAACACAGAUACCAAGGCAAAAUCUUUGAUGAGGAAAAUAUUCUCAAUGAACUCAAUGAUCCUCUGAGAGAGGAGAUAGUCAACUUCAACUGCCGAAAACUAGUGGCUACAAUGCCUCUUUUUGCUAAUGCGGAUCCUAAUUUUGUGACUGCCAUGCUGAGCAAGUUGAGAUUUGAGGUGUUUCAACCUGGAGAUUAUAUCAUACGAGAAGGAGCUGUGGGUAAAAAAAUGUAUUUCAUUCAGCAUGGUGUUGCUGGUGUCAUCACAAAAUCCAGUAAAGAAAUGAAGCUGACAGAUGGCUCUUACUUUGGAGAGAUUUGCCUGUUGACCAAGGGACGACGCACUGCCAGUGUUCGAGCUGAUACAUAUUGUCGUCUUUAUUCGCUUUCUGUGGACAAUUUCAAUGAGGUCCUGGAGGAAUAUCCAAUGAUGAGAAGAGCCUUUGAGACAGUAGCCAUUGACCGACUAGAUCGGAUAGGAAAGAAAAAUUCAAUUCUUCUGCAAAAGUUCCAGAAGGAUCUGAACACUGGAGUUUUCAACAAUCAGGAGAACGAGAUCCUGAAGCAGAUUGUGAAACACGACAGGGAGAUGGUGCAGGCCAUCGGUCCCAUCAGUUACCCUCAAAUGACAGCCCUGAAUUCCACGUCUUCAGCUACCACCCCGACCUCUCGCGGGAGGACGCAAUCUCCGCCGGUGUACACAGCCACCAGUCUGUCUCAUGGCAACCUGCACUCCCCCAGCCCCAGCACACAGACCCCCCAGCCGUCGGCCAUCCUCUCGCCCUGCUCCUACGCCACUGCGGUCUGCAGCCCUCCCGUUCAGAGCCCGCUAGCCACUCGAACUUUCCACUACGCCUCCCCCACUGCUUCCCAGCUGUCGCUCACUCAGCAGCAGGCACAGCAGCCACUGCAGACCAAGCAGCAGCCCCAGACUCCACAGACACCCAGCAGCUCCGCACCGAAAAACGAAGUGCACAAGAGCACGCAGGCGCUUCACAACACCAGCCUGACCCGAGAAGUCAGGCCCCUCUCGGCCUCGCAGCCCUCGCUGCCCCAUGAGGUUUCCACCCUGAUUUCCAGACCACAUCCCACUGUGGGCGAGUCCCUGGCGUCCAUCCCUCCACCCGUGACCACGGUGCACGGCUCGGGCCUGCAGGCAGGGAUCAGGGGCACGGUCCCCCAGCGGGUCACCCUGUUCCGACAGAUGUCAUCGGGAGCCAUCCCCCCCAGCCGGGGAGUCCCACCGGCACCCCCUCCACCAGCAGCUGCUCACCAGAGGGAGUCUUCCUCAGUCUUACAUACAGACCCAGAGACAGAAAAGCCAAGAUUUGCUUCAAAUUUAUGAUGCCUGCUGAUUGUCAAAGCAGAAAGAAAAACUCUAAUAAACUGAGAAUAUUCUCAGAUCUUAUUUUAUUCUAUCUCCUGAUAGAUCCCUA